Messenger RNA from Schistosoma spindalis, 1279 nucleotides. The record is from the annotation of a GenBank genome assembly. Lineage: Eukaryota; Metazoa; Platyhelminthes; Trematoda; Strigeidida; Schistosomatidae.
GAAGCCUGUUAAGCGAAAGCUUCUUCUAUUCCGUCUACAACCAUCUGCACCAUUUGAACCAUUGAACAUCUGAGGUUGCUCCUUCAGUUCGUGGUUUAUUUGUAGGUUGCGUGUCUUGUGUCAUCAUGGAACAAUGUGUAGCUGAUUGUCUUAACAGUGAUGACUGUGUGAUGAUUGUAUGGUCGGGCGAAGUUCAAGAAGACGUUAUGCGUGAUCUACAAGUGGCUGUUUCUACAUAUGUUAAGAAGCUACAGUUCGAAAAUUUGGAGAAAUUCAUGGACAGUUCAACUGUAGAUAGUCAGUUUCACGAUUGUUCUGUCAUACUAUGUGGUUGGCCUAACUCGAUAAGUGUAAACAUACUCAAACUUGGCUUGUUAUCAAACCUUUUAUCCUGUUUGCGACCUGGUGGGCGAUUUUUUGGUCGUGAUCUAAUUACCGGUGACUGGAAUUCUUUGAAAAAGAACCUAACUCUCUCUGGGUAUAUAAAUCCUUACCAGUUGUCAUGUGAAAACCACUUAAUAUUCAGCGCCUCCGUUCCGUCCAAUUAUACGCAGGGUUCUAGUGUCAAACUUCCGUGGGCUAACAGUGAUGUCGAGAUGGCUUGGGAAAAUGUUGAUAAUACAUCUGACGCCAACGGAAAUAUUAUAAAUACAAAUGCACUUUUGCAAAAAUCAGAUUUGCAAACUCCUUUGGCUGUUUGUGGCAAAGACGCUGUUACGGAUUCAGUUGGAAAAAAGAAAAGGGCUUGUAAAAACUGUACAUGUGGCUUGGCUGAAAUUGAAGCAGCGGAAGAAAUUAAAUCUGACGUCCCAAUAUCGUCCUGUGGAAAUGUAAGUCAUUAUUGUCUGCUUUACUUUCUAGAACACCAUAGCAAACAAGUGGUUUGUGAUGAUACUUUUAUAGAAAAACAUAAUGAAGCAGAUGUUAGACAUUUUUAAAAAUACAAACAGCAUGAUACAUGUUGCCUUACUAAAGUAUAGGCUGGGGAUACUACAAACACAAAUCGUUCUCGAAUUCACUAAGACCGUCACCGACCAAUCUUAACUGGAUAAUGUAUUAACCCGUCACUUUCGGAAAUAUUCCAAUCACACAAACCGGUCUGAGGACAAUUUUUUUGCUGUUUUUAAGUUUGUUUCUCAGUUGCAUAUUCGAAGUAUGAAGCACAUGGGCUUCAGGUUGUUACUAAUUAGCACAUUCCAGCUUUUGUAGCAAAAACUACACGCGUUCUUUCUUAUGCGGUCGGAAAGCAAUGACAACAGAUGUAGCCUCAUGGUCGAAU